AUGGUCCUCAAACAGGAGAGAUACAGGCGGGAGCUCAGUCGGUAUGUAGAGGCCAAUAAGCUCAUGACUGAGAACGCCCGGCUGGAGAACAAGCUGGUGGAGCGAAUGGCUGCCCAUGCCUCGGGUGAGAAAGAUCUCUUAGACUUGGAAGCUCCUCAGCCCGUCAGCCAGUCUGACUCUGAAGACAAGGAUGAGAAGCGAAAGUUACAUCUGGCUGCAUCCCAGAGGGCCAUGCUGUUGGCUCAGAGCAUCGAGUUGAGGGACCUUCGCUCCAAGCUCAUGGCAGCAGAGGAGGAGAAGGCGCAGGAUGCCGCGCUGCUUGCCAGGGUCCUGCGCGAGGCAGAGGAGGCCAAGGCAGCCGCCCGGGAUGCUCAGCAGGCGCGUCGGGCUGCCAGCCAGCAAGCAGCGGCCGAAAGCGUGUCCCAGGCCGCCGCCGAGUCGCAGCGACGCUGCCAGCUGGAGGCGGAGGAGGAAAGAAAGGCAUUGGCAUACAUCCAGCUGCGCCGCGAUGCUCACGAGCAGGAGGCGGCAGCAAGGGCGGGUCGUGCCCGCCAGCACGAUAGCGCCGUGGCCGAGCUGUCGGCGGCAGCACAGCGUGCCCAGCGCGCAAAAGAGGAGCACGAGGCCGCGCUGGCCGCGCUGCACGCGGAGCGCGCAAUCAGCGAGGAGGCCCGCGCUGCCAGCGCGGCCCGCGAGCGGGAGGAGCGCGAGUACGCGGACCGCCUCGUCGAGCGCCUGGCCGAGGAGGAGAAGGUGGAAAAGGCGGCACAGGCGGAGCGGCGCCAGAGGGAGGUGGAGCGCACGCGGCAGGUCGGCUCCGUCCUGGCGACCCGGCGCGGCGGGGGCCGAGCGACGCAGGCAGAGGACCUGGCUGCCGCAGAGGAGGCCGCCUGCAGGGCCAAGCGCGAGGCGGCGGCCGUGGCGGCGGAGCGCCUGCGCCUUCUCACCGGCGCCCGGCACCUGGUACCACAUCUGCCCCGCGAGACGCUGCGACCGGGGGAGGCAGCUCUGCUGCUGAGCUGA
Auxenochlorella protothecoides is the source of this 1023-nucleotide messenger RNA. RefSeq lists its product as hypothetical. The transcript has 7 exons. Lineage: Eukaryota; Viridiplantae; Chlorophyta; Trebouxiophyceae; Chlorellales; Chlorellaceae. The record is from RefSeq and is a predicted model, not a curated record. The coding region runs from base 1 to 1023 and encodes 340 amino acids.